Messenger RNA from Serinus canaria (Common canary), 3203 nucleotides. RefSeq names its product elongation factor for RNA polymerase II (gene ELL). The transcript has 12 exons. Gene Ontology annotation, cellular component: transcription elongation factor complex. Lineage: Eukaryota; Metazoa; Chordata; Aves; Passeriformes; Fringillidae. Gene Ontology annotation, biological process: transcription elongation by RNA polymerase II; snRNA transcription by RNA polymerase II; positive regulation of transcription elongation by RNA polymerase II. The record is from RefSeq and is a predicted model, not a curated record. Bases 976 to 2694 code for a protein of 572 amino acids. Gene Ontology annotation, molecular function: cis-regulatory region sequence-specific DNA binding.
GCGGGACACCGGAGAGGAGCCGCGGUGCCCCUCCCGGUAACGCCCCGGAGCGCCCCGGUGUGUUCCUCAUCCCCGGUAGUGUUCGCGGGGUCCCUCUGGGCCCCCCGGUGAGUGACCGGCGAACCGGGAAUGGAGGGGUCGUGAUCCUCCGCCAAGUGCCCGAGGAGCACCGGGAGGUGUCGGUGCUUCCCCUUCCCCGCCCCGGUGAUUGCUGGGGGGGCACCCGUGCGCCACCACCCCGGUGGGUGAGCGGGGACCCCCGGUGUGCCCCCCACCCCCGGGUGGGUGACAGGGGCCCCGCGGUCCCGGUGCGGGGGUGGGCGCUCGGUGCCCCCCCGGGAGGUGACGAGAAGCUGCCGUCAGUCCCCGUGAGUGUCUGGGGAGGGGGGCGAAGGGACGUCGGUGCCCCCCCCGUUUCCCCGGUGAACGUGACGUGGGUUUCCAGAGCCGGGGGGGAGGGGGCGGCGGGUCCAUCCCCGGUGCUGCCAUCCCGGACUGGGGGGGGUCCCUCCAUCGUUGUCCCCUCCCCGGGACAGCCGGUUGUUCAUCCCCUGCCGGCUCGGUGCUCCCCUCCCGGGAAUGGGGGGUGGAGGCACGUUCAGGCUGUAUUUUGAAAUUUCCAGAUUGUCUUUUCCGUGCCGUUUCCUUGAAAUGCAUCCAGAGAGUUUAUUAGUCAUGUAAAUAGAGAAUAAUGGCAAAGCUCGGCAGCUGGUGUUGGGAUGGACCGGAGAGGGGUUCAAAACUGUCAUUUUUUGGUGUAAUUUUAUUUUUAUUUUAUUUUUUCUUUCCGCCUCUGAUCCUGCGACGAGCAUUUCUGUCUCCUCACCUUGCUGGGGGAAGCUGGGAGCCUAAACCCGUUUGUCAUUAGGAGCGUCCUGCCUGCCAGCUUCUGUAGGAUAAACCAUAUGUUGUCACAACACUAUUUUUAAUUUAGGGUGUUGGUUACAUCACAUCACUGAAUUGGGCAAUCUCUGUAUGAGGACGAAGGAUGCUGUGACGUCAAAACCAGUCAUCCAGUUUCAAGGAAGCCAAGGGCACAUCGCCAUCCCAAGGCCCGAUCGACCGGCAGAAGUGAGGACCUUCACCUUUUAUCUCUCCAAUAUUGGCAAGGACAGCCCUCAGGGGAGCUUUGACUGCAUCCAGCAGUAUGUGGCCAGCAAUGGCAAUAUCCAUUUGGAUUGCCUGGGAAGCAUACAGGAUAAAAUCACCGUGUGUGCUACUGAUGAUUCCUACCAGAAGGCGAGGCAGAGCAUGGCACAGGCAGAGGAGGAGACUCGCAGCCGGAGCGCCAUAGUCAUUAAACCUGGGGGGAGAUAUGUAGGCAAAAAGGUUCAGGUGCGUAAACCUGCACCAGGAGCUUCCGAUGCUGUUCCCUCCAGGAAGCGCCCAACGCCAGUCAACCUUGCCAGUGCAAUAAAGAGAGGCAAUAGUGCGAUUUCCCAGAGACCCUUCAAAGAUAGGGUUGUGCACUUACUGGCACUAAAGCCUUAUAAGAAACCUGAACUUAUUCUCAGAUUGCAGAAGGAUGGACUUUCUCAGCAGGACAAGGAUUUGCUGGAUAACCUUCUGCAACAGGUGGCAAAUCUGAGUGCCAAGGACAGCACUUUCACACUGAAAGAUUGUGUAUACAAAGAGGUGCAGAAGGACUGGCCUGGCUACUCAGAAGGAGAUCAGCAGUUGUUGAAGAGGAUCCUCGUUAGGAAGCUGUGCCAGCCCCAGAACAGCGGCGCUUUCCAGGGAGAAGCUCCUUCCCUGAGCCCUCCAAAGGACACCCUCAACUCCAGCUCUCCCCCCCAGAAACGACCCUUACCUGUGGAGUUCAUCGACCCCCUGGCCAACAAAAAGCCCAGGAUCUCCCAUUUGGCUCACAGAACCCAACCCACUCUCAACGGGAAGCUGAAUUCCUCCAACGGGAAGGACAGCCUGGUCCCCCCUGCCCCUGCCCUGCCCCCGGCCCUGCCCGAGCCGGUCAGCUCCAGCUCCUCCCUCCCGGCCCUGGAGCUGCCCAGGCCCCACGAUCCCCUCUCGGAUGUCAGCAACGACCUGACUCACAACGGCAGAGACUGUGAGAGCAGCACGGAGCCUCCCGAGAGACUGAGUCACCCCCUGCCCACAGACUGUGCCCAGAGCAGCAAACACAACUGCGGCUCCUACGUCAAAUCCAAGAAAAAAUCCAAAAAGCACAAAGACAAAGAGAAGGAGAGGAAGGAGAAGAAGAGCGAGGAGAAGUGCAAAGAGGAGAAGCAGAACUGUGAAGUAAUAAAAAAUGCUGACUUAGUUAGUGUUGCCCAGGAGCAGGUCCCAGGUUUAAAUGGAACAUGCAAUAAUUCUAGUGUACCAACAUCAACUUCAGAAAUGCCAGAUUAUUUAUUAAAAUACGCAGCCAUUUCCUCCUCGGAGCAGCGUCAGAGCUACAAGAACGACUUCAACGCGGAGUACAACGAGUACCGGGACCUGCACGCCCGGAUAGAGCGGAUAACCCGACGGUUCACCCAGCUGGAUGCCAAGCUGAAGCAGCUUCUGCAGGGCUCGGAGGAAUACAAGACCAUCCACGAUCAAAUUUUACAGGAAUACCGGAAAAUUAAAAAGACAAACCCCAACUACAGCCAAGAGAAGAACCGCUGCGAAUACCUCCACAACAAACUGGCCCACAUCAAAAAACUGAUAGCAGAGUAUGACCAGCAGCAGUUUUAGCUGCCACUCACUCACCCCUGGACUGGGUAGGGCAAACCAAAAUCCAGUCAGCCUGGACGUUACGUUCCCUUUUGUACACCCAAAAUCCCUUUCAGAGACGAGCAUUAAUUCCUCGCGGUUGAAGAACUUGGGGAUGACUUUAAGAUGCCAGAUCUGUCAUGUCCACAUCCAGCACGCUCCUCCCGAGUUUUUAAAGCCUCUCUGAAUGUUGGAAUGUAACAAAUGGAUAACAAAAACAAACAAAAAAAACAAACAAACAAAAAAUUCUGCUUAUUUGAAGCCAGCGUUUGACACUUAAGGGAAAACUUGCCUAAAGUGACCGAAGCUCCCAAAGGUUAAGAAUCUGUAGUUUUCAUGGAUUAAAAGUUUGGCAUGAAGUUGUAAUUCCCCAGCUCCACCUGGGUUACAAAUUGUCCUACAAAUGGUGAGGAACUGGAAUUGCUGCUAGGACUGUUUUGGAAUGAGAGCUGUCUGCUCCCGGCUCCGCGGAAAUACACCACGUUCCCUGA